This is a messenger RNA of Gavialis gangeticus (Gharial), 8838 nucleotides long. RefSeq names its product PPARG coactivator 1 beta (gene PPARGC1B). Gene Ontology annotation, biological process: positive regulation of transcription by RNA polymerase II. Gene Ontology annotation, cellular component: nucleus. Gene Ontology annotation, molecular function: RNA binding; transcription factor binding. The coding region runs from base 1 to 3147 and encodes 1048 amino acids. The record is from RefSeq and is a predicted model, not a curated record. Lineage: Eukaryota; Metazoa; Chordata; Crocodylia; Gavialidae. The transcript has 12 exons.
AUGGAGUUCAAGCUGGAAGACAUGGAAGGGCAGAGGCGGGCAUCAUGUUCUUUGGGCUUUCCUUGGGGCAGCAGGCAGAGGAGAAGACAGCCGGGCUCACCCCCUCUCUUCUCUCUACAGUAUGAAGUGUCUGGCGAGGAACACCUGUACUCCGAUUUCCCCGAGAUUGAUUUGUCCCAGUUGGACGCUGGUGAUUUUGACUCUGCCAGCUGCUUCAGCGAGCUGCAAUGGUGCGCCGAGCACUCCGAGACCGAGUCCAGCCAGUACAGCACAGAUGACUCCGAGCUCUUACAGAUAAUAGACAGCGAGAAUGAAGCGCUGCUGGCAGCUCUCACCGAGACGCUGGAUGAUAUACAGGAAGAUGACAUGGGCCUGGCUGCCUUCCGAACUAUGGAAGAGGGGGAUGCGCCCACCCACACCUCCACCUCGCCCACCCCUUCCCCCAAACCCACUGCCUUGGUUGUGGGGGGGCCGCCUCCGGCCCCAGAGGUUGAUGAGCUGUCUCUACUGAAGAAAUUACUUCUUUCUCCAACCCACGUGCCUCCAAGCUGUGAGGCUCAGAGAGACGGGAGUGCACGACGCCAUGGGACCCCCAAAUCAAGACCUCAGCGAUCAUGCACUAAGGUGGAGGGUCUCCGGGACAGAAAAUCAAGGUUUCUCCAGGCUCAGAGCCGGAGCUGCACAGAGCUGCACAGGCACCUCACCUCCACCACACACUGCCCACAGACCAAAGCCACCUGGCCACCAGACACACGCCAAGGCAGCAGUGGCAGUAUCGUACCCCAGAAUCCCUGUGCCCACAAUGAAGAUGACAGUGACACAAGUGAGGACUCGCUGAGCUCCAGUGAUGCCACAGUGAUGAUGCUGUCCCCUGAGGAUGGCAUCAGCAGUCAGUUCUGUGAGAAAGAGAUGCACUCAGUGGUGGAGCUCAUCCGCUACAUGCACACCUAUUGCCUUCCUCCAAGAAAGCUGCCCAUCAGAGACCCUGCAGAUGUGAAGCACCAGCACUGUAACAGCCCCUACAAGAGAGCAAAGCCAGACUGCCCUUUGCAGACAACUUCCCACUGCAGCCAGGAGAGCUGGGCAACCUGCACCUGGGAAAUAGGCAGCUAUCAGAAGCCCAGAACCUCUUCAUUCUCCAUCCUGAAGGAGCUACUGUCCAGGGACAUUACGUGUGAUGUAAGCAAGCCAUACAGGUUGGGCAAACCUGUGUAUGCCUCCUGGACCAGGCCCUCUGGCUCCAGGUCUCCAGGACCUCCUGCUCAGGAAGCUGACACCUUUGCAGGGACCUGUAAGUCCAAAGUCAAAAUGCCAGUGGAGAAGACAGAGCUAAGGCAAAGCCCCAAGGCUGAGCCUGAAGCCAAGAAAGAGACUGGCAGCCCAGAGGACGAGGCCGGGAAACAUGUAGUUCCUACAGCCCAGCCACCCCCAGGGAAGGCAGGCCGGAAGCAGGAGAGUGCCAUUUAUGCUGUCCGGCGCUCCAAGAGACUCAACCCAGAACUGGGCCACUGGCUAUCAUUUCUUGAUGAGCCUUCCCCAGAGCCUUCUGGCCCCAGAGAUGCAACAGAGAGCUGGGUGCAGGAUGCUUUUGCCUUGAGGGAGCCUACACUGUGCCCAGCCUUGGAGAACUUUGAUACGGAGGCACCAGCUGCAGAGGUGGAGGUGGGCAGCAUGGAGGAAGGGGACAAUACAACUCAGACCCACCGAAUGGAGCCCCCGAGGUCCCUGCUGGGGAGCCCAGAUGAGAGAGACAGGGGUGAGAUGGACGAGAACCGGUCUUGCUCACUCUUAGAUCAGACAGAAACACCCAGGUGUCUUGCGCUGUCCUUGACACAAACUGACACUACAUUUGGGAAGAGGAACUUUGAGCAAGUGCUAACUGUAGAGCUGUGUGGGACAGCAGGUCUCACACCGCCUACCACUCCGCCAUACAAGCCUGCUGAGGAGGACCUGUAUAAGCCAGACAUUCACCAUGGGCCAGAAAAGGAGAAAGUAGCCAUCCUCCCUCCCCUUCCGGGGCCAAGGACUGCCGCAGCAGACACAGCGACCUCCAGGAGACUCCUGAAGAAGCACCCAGAACAGACAGAGCUCUAUGCCCACCUGAGCCGCGCUGCUGUGCGUCCUCCUCCCCUAGAGCAGCAGGGAGUGCUGAAACGCCCAUUUUCUCGCUCUUUCGGGGACCACGACUACUGCCAAGUAAUGAAACCUGAGGCCGUGCUCCAGCGGAAGGUGCUGAAGUCCUGGGAGCCCCUGAGCCACACAGCAAGUGAGCACAAGCGAAGGGUGCCAGAUACACAUUACCAGGGACUUGUCCAGGGCAGCAAGGAGGAGAAUGGCCAGGCCUUGUGGAAGGAGGGUACUAAACAACUUAGAGACCAGGAGAUCAGAGCCAGCUUAACCAAGCACUUUGGCUUUCUGGACAGUGCCCUUGAAGAUGAGUAUCUGACCUGCAAGACCCUUGAUUAUGACACUGUCUUUGAGGACAGCUGCAGUGAGAGUGGGUCCCCGGUAGAGGAGGAAGAGGAGGAAGAGGAGGAGGAGGAACACUGGGAGAGUCCACUGGAAUCCAAGUUGUGUCUGCGGAGAAACCCACUUGCCAGGACCAGUAUACACCACUGUUCCCGGAGCAGAUCCAGUUCCGGGUCUUCAUGCUGCAGGUCCAGGUCUCCAGCAAACAGACGGGCCUUCAGAUGUGAAAAUGGUGAGCAAUGUCAAGGUGGAACUGCGAGCCGGAGCCAGAUGGAGAAGAGGAGAGAAAAGGCCAUUAAUGAAGGCCGGAUGGUGUACAUCAGAAACCUCUCCAGCAGCAUGAGCUCCAGCGAGCUGCAGAAACGCUUUGAGGUGUUUGGCGAGAUCAUUGAGUGUCAGGUCCUGACCAGGAAAAACAGGGGGGAUAAAUACGGCUUCAUCACCUACCGAUGUUCAGAAGAUGCCGCCUUAUCACUGAAGAAUGGUGCCUCACUGAGGAAAAGGAAUGAGCCAUCAUUCCAGCUGAGCUAUGGUGGUCUCAGGCAUUUCUUCUGGACCAGAUACACUGACUUGGAUUCCAAUGCAGAAGAGUCCUCCCUAGCUCCAGUGAAAAGCAAGUAUGAGACCAUGGAUUUUGACAGCCUGCUGCAGGAGGCCCAGCAAAGCCUGCAUCGAUAACAGCCUUAACCUUGGAGGAACACCUCAAUACCUCAGUCAAGGCACUUCCACUAUGUUUACGUUUUCAAAGAAAAAUUACUAAGUAUCUGAAAAGAACGAGCGAGCGAGAACGAGAGUAAGCGCGAGAGAGAGACUGCUGUCCCUUCCAAUCGAUGUUUACAUUGAACAAAGCUGCUUCUGUCUGUGAGUCCCCAUGGUGUUGAUGUCCCACUGCCACACAUCAGUAUCCUUGCUUCUGACUGGUUGUUCUAGGGUGAGCCUGUAAAAGCCUUCUGUCCACUACUGCCCCUCCCCAUCUCCCCCCUCUUUCCCCAAUGCUCCCGUCGUGGAGUUGCAGCUGUGUUCACCAUAACAUUUUUGUCUGUAGUGUGUGAUGAUGAAAUUGUUAAUUGUGAAUAGAAUCAGGAUUAUAAACUAAUUUUUAAUAGAAGAGAAAAAAAGUAUAUACUUAAAAAUGUAUUUAUGGCUCAGAUGUACUGUAAUUCAGAUUUAUUGUACCGCUUCCUUGAUUUUUAACUAUGCACUGUAAUGAGGCAUUUGCCGCUGAGCAGAUGGAGUCAGGCCAGAAAGGUGCCCACACAUCAGUCUCCCAGCCAGGCUUUGCCCUCUUGGUUGUGGAGUGUCUAGCCUGGCACAUUACUAGACUGAACCGUUCUGAGGUCAGGUUUUGGUAUCCUGGUUUGCUGUAGAAGCCAAGCUUCCUGCCUACAUGGCUGGGCCUGUUGGGCCCCCAGUCCUGCCCCAGUCAUGGGGUUGUCUAGGCCUGCUGGACUAUGAAGGGUUGAAUGGUCUGGCACAAGCUGAACUGAAACUGCCACGGUGCUACAGUGGUGCAGCUUUGUAGGAGCGGGGAAGGGGAUUUACGAGGAAUUAGUGAUGGAAGUCAAAGGGCCACCCAAGUCCAGCUGCCCAGUGACCUAGCUUGGUUAAGUCAUACUGGUUUGUGUAGCCAGUGAAAUGCAAGAGUGAUGUUGCCAGUGUCAGGUCCAGGUGCCUCGGAAUCACCACCUGAAUGACCAGGUACCAUUAACAGCUGGGUUGAUGGGGGGUGGCCUGUGCCACAAGUCCAGUGUGAGCCUAAACCUCACACCUCUGGAACUGUGGAAAGACAAUUUCAUCACUUUGCCCCAAUGCCACAAGGAUGGAGCAUUAGAAAGCUAUCAGACCAGUCGCCAAGGGGUUAAUCUUUGCCAGCCACACUCUGGAUGGCAUCAGUCACCAUGGAUUAUAGGCACCGUCCUGCUUUCUGAGCCAGGGAGAGGGAAAAGAGCAGAAGCCCACAGUCUCCCCAGAAGGAUUGUCCAAGGGGUAGAGCUUGGUCACCCCUCAAUACACUGGCAGGCACAUUAAUCCCACACUGGGGGAGGUCACAUCUCCAUGUUGAUGAUCAGCCAGAAUCUCUGCCUAGCAUUGCUGGCUACUCUCCUGCUCCAUCAUAGGGAUUUCUGAGCUAGGGCUAAGUGGCUUGUUUUUCUCACAACUGCUUCCACAAUGUGCAAGGAAACCGGGGUGAGUUCUCCUGGCAGCAAGGGCAGAGACUGCCAGCACAGCAAGGGACAUGGCAGCUAAGCUGUGCAACCCUGUCCCAUCCAGCAUACUGCCCUCCUCUGACCGGUACUGAAUAAGCCAUAAACCUACCAGUACAACCAGGAAGUUGGAAGAUCCCAUCACCCCCGCAACAACUCUUGGCCAUUUCUUCUCAGCCCUUCCCACCUCCCAGGCAAGGCUUCCGACCUGCAGAGUACAGGUGGCAGAGACACUGCAGCUCUGCUGGGCAUAUGACUGCAGCUCUCGCCUCUGGUUUCUGAGACCUGCAAUCUUGGGGUCCAUGCAAGGCCAGUCACGAGUGCUGUGUUCAAGGUGUACAACUAUCAUGUUCAGCAGCAUCCACCGAGUUCUCUUGUACAGUUUAAAGCCAUUCCGUUUCCAGGAGCAGGGAGAGACUGAGUCCAUUAGAGAAAAGCAAGAGACAGGAAGCACUUCACAGUGGGGAUCAAAUACCUUUGCCGACUCCUCAAGCUGUCACCACAUUUUUGGUUUGUUUUUCACAUGCAGGAGAGACCACUGGGGUUCAGCCAUCCCGUGUAGAUAGAAUUUAAUAGCCUUAACUCUGCCAGUAGCUAGAUUAGAUUCCCAUGAGGUCUCCCCUAGAACAUGGCACUGAUUUUCUGUUUUUUGGUAAUGCUUCAUCUUACAGGGAACACAACCAGCAGCUCAGUAAUUCCCCAGAUCAGAUGCUGAGUGCCUGCCUCAUGCUGACUUGUACCUUACUCCACUGACUUCAUAGGCACUUGCUCGUACUGUGAGGUAUGAUUUACCAUGCGGAGGGCACCAGAAUGCAGUCCUAUCCUACCCUGGUUAUCUCAGUUUUCUGAUGCAGAGCCCAUGGCUCUAAAAACUGCCAGUUCCAUGGUAAUUACCAAUGAACUACAGUUCCCAAGUGUAGGUUUACUGAAUCCUCAUACAGCAUAUUCAUGCAAUUACAAUCCCAGCCCACAGAGUAAUUACAACGCAUUAUGACCCUACUGUAAAAUCUGGUCACGGGCACUUUCCCGGCUUCUCAUCCCAACAUAGGUUACACAGGUAACACCGUCCUGGUUGGAGCAUCUGCUAUUGGCAACUGCCUCAUUGUAGCUUUGCCUUUUUCUGUCCUAGUAUUUCCUCACAACAAUGAUGUUUACAUGUGAUUGCUAUAGAGCUUACGUAGAAUGUAUAUAGCGACACAUUAGGGUGGGUAGUACUGUCCUGUGCUGUGCUGUUUUUCAGAAAACGAUCAAUCAAAAAUGCUAAGUGGAAUUCUUCCAUCUCCUUGCUCAGUACAAGGAUGGAUCAAAGCUCACAAGGCUGGCUUUGGUCACGGAUGGAAAAUGCAUCAAACGUUAAGAAUGUGAAAGGGUUGAAUGCAGCUAUUAGGAGAUCUUUCCAGUACCUGGAAGGAGCCUCCUUCAGUGUGAAUCACUCAGUCACUUCGCAAACAUUGGUUUCUAUACCCAGUUUUAAAUCUCAUAUUGCUUUUAUGAGGCUGGACUUCCUGAGCUGGCCACCAGCCAAGGAGACUUCUGCGCAUCAAGUGAGGUACUCUUGAAGAGGAAGGAAGAUCUCGUAAUGCACAGAGCCAAUCAGUACUGCAAUCCUAGGAUAGGAAGAAAUGCAAUAAGUGGUCUUCAUGUUGCCUGAAGCCUAUAAAAUAUUUUUGCAAGAAACUUCUCCAGGACUUAUGCAAUAUGCACGCAGGUGCACAAACGCACAGAUAUAUGGGUAUGGCAAGGGCAGAGCACUGUGUCCUUGUGCUGCUGCCGGUGGCUAUAUGCACAGUGACUGUGAACCCAGCCCUGCUGAAUGUAAAACCAGAGAGGCUGGGUUUGGAAUGUAUACAGAGUUUACGCUAGUUAGCUCAAAGCAGUGCCUGCGGCUUAUCUUCAUGGCUGCUGAGGCCUGGAUGUUGAACUUGAGAAGCACAGGUGCGAAUAUUCACUUUCUUUAACCCCACACACUGGUUUAAGGUGAAAAAAAAAGGUUCCCUCUUCAUUUCUUCUUAAGCUUCAGUGGGCUGGGUGUGGUCCCAGGGAAGGGGUUACAUGACAUACUUGCCUGGAGGAGUCUGUGCUGUGCCCAUGGGGCAUGACUCCUUCAUCAGGGGAACACAACACAGCUCAGGGCAUUGUGCAGCCCAUUGAGAGCCCAGCCACAAAGGUUCCUCUGCACAUCACAGGAGGCAGGUGAUUCCCAGUGUGGCGCAGACUGGGGGCCUCACCCACCAAGGGACAGAAACCAGCAGGAAUCAAAGGCACUCAGCACCUCCCAGGACUGGUCCCCUAGUUUGGGGAUGGGAAUGGUAUUCACUUGAGGAAUGGCACUAGUAAUAUGAAAGGAAUAGCUUUAAGUAUCGCUGAGCCACUUCAUGCACAGAGUGGGCCACCUAGCCCAGUGGGUCCCAUGCAGGAGGAAAGAGGCUUAUUCACUGUGCAGAGAGUGGCACUGUGCACCCCAACCAAGGAAGGGAAUCCACCUCAGUUCAGCUUUCCUGGUUUCCUCUACCUGCUGUAUGCUGUUUCCUGCAUUUUAAAGGGACAAAGUCUUUUAAAGAUUUUAAAGUCUCCUACUUUAUUCCCCUUCUCUUUGCACAGUCUCUGUAAAUCUCUUCCCUCCCCAGUAAUACCUAUAAUGCCAGCAACCCCAUAUGCGUGGGUAACCCUAGCCAUAACAGCAUCUAACGGAACAAACCACGCACCUAAAAGGGAAGGGGAGAAAAUGAUUUUAAAAAACAGAGUGUGGUCUCAAGGAGACAACAUGGGUAGAAAAAAGGGUGUUAUGGGUGGGCAGCCAGGAGGGGAAUUUAUUUUUUAAAAUUAUAUUUAUAGCUAUAUCUAUAUGUGUAUGUAUGGAAAAUAUGUAGAAAACCCUGUUGUUAUCAGGGAGGGAAAAAUAUGACAAAGAGAGAAAAUCCCCAUUCCCCUUUUUUGCGUCCAAUUGCCCUUCACAGUCUCAUUGCUUUACAGGAGAUGCAGCUCUCUGUUUGGGAGUCAAGUAGAUUCCCAUGACAACUCCUUGAGAGGAGGAGCUGUUCUGAAUGUCCGGGCUGGGGGAACGCAGAGGACAGUGCAGGGUUGUAGAUCUCGAUGUUGCCCCUGGAAAAUUUCUAUGUCUAAUUCCUACUCAGUGCAGCUUUCUGAGCUGUAUUACCUCCAGGAAGUGAAAACGGCAGCUCAGUCCUUAUGUUACAGUGUUAGUGUUAGAUUUCAGCACUGGCCCAUGUAAAGAAGCUUUACAGAACCAGCUAUUUUUUGUACUGAUUUUCUUUUUUUUGGAAAUAUGCUGAAUCCUUAAUAUAACAUUACCUGUAGCUGAGCCUUUACAAUCUUUUGUUCUUAGCAACAAUCGUCCAUCCCUGACAAUCUUGAGCAAUAUAGAACCAAAUAAAGCCUUCCGGUUUCCAUUGCUCUUCCUAGACAGAUGCUGGAAUCAGGUAGCUUAGAAAGUCUGGUUGUAAAACACCAGGUGGCACAGUAAGGGGCAUUAUUUCUCUGAGAGCCAAACAAAGUUAACCAAGUGGGAGAGUGCAUGUGCGCAUAUGUGCGUGUGUGUGUAUCUGAGAGAGAAAGAUUAAAUUGAUGCAUUUCUUGAGAAAGGUGUAAGAAUUUCACCUAAAAAGGGGCACAUCUGCUUUGUUAUUUAUAAUAAAAGUUAAAUUCUACUUUUUUUUUUAAAACAAAAGGACACUGCUAAUAAUGAUAAGGGUCCAAUUCUGCCACCCCUACUCAAGGUGAGUAAGUAGUAUCUUACUGCUCUAUUUUACUCACAGAGUAAGCUGAAGGAGCAGGAUUGAGCCCUCGGUGAUUACAGAUCUAGUUUUUAGUCUGAUGGUUUUUUUUAAAAUUGGUAGCGGUUUUUAUAUUUCACUUAAUUUUCCCCCCCAGUUCCAUUUCAUUGUGUCCUUAUUUAUGUAAUAUACUUUAACCUUAAAAUGGCAUGAAUUCUUAUGCCUUUCCUUUAUUAUUAUUGUUAUUAUUAUUUUUAAAAAGAGAUUUAUUUCUAGUGUGAUUUAACUGUCUACCUUCUAAACGAGAGAACGUUUUCUUGUAUUUUUACAUUGUCAGAUUCUAUAGUUUCAUAGAUAAUUUAACCAAAUCGCUCAAUGUAUUAUCUGUAUCUAUCCAGUGGGUAUAAAAGUUCUAUUUUAAAUUGUGUAAA